AUGAGCACGAGCUUUGCCAACUUCCCGGCGAGCGCACCAACCGGCACGACCGUCAGCGGCACGGUGAACUUCGUGAACACCAAUACGACCGGUACGGCCACCACGGCGGUGUUCACAUUGACCCUCAAGCCGGGUCUUGGUGUGGCCAACGUGACAGUGACGAGCGUACUGCUUGGUAAUGGGGUAUACAACAACGCCACCGGUGUGGUGACGUUCACGCCGCCGACGGUUGUAAACGUCACGCCGAGCGGCACGGUGAGCGCCUCGAUCAGCUUCCUGCAGACCAGCACGGGCGUGACAGGCACAGGCACCUCGAACGCAACCAACGACACAAAUCCGGCUAACAACACCGGAACCUUCAGUGUCCCUGCUAUCAGUGCAGAUGUUGGCACGACCCUGUCCAUGCCGGCCAGCGCCACACCAGGCGGUACUGUUACGGGUACGGUGACUUUCUUCAACCUCGGACCGUCAACCGCUAACAAUGUGACGCGUACGGUAGCCCUGAAUGGCGGAACCCUGACUGCGGUCACCGGUGGAACGGUGGCUUCGGGUAGCGUUACUGCAACGUUUGCGGCCGUAACCCUGCCGGCUGGAAGCAGUGCCAGCUUUACCUUUACCUACGUGAUGCCGGCCUCUGGCACUGUCAAGGGGACGAGCACCAUUACCACGACAACGGCGGACACGGUUUUGACCAAUAACGUCAGAACUGCCACGACGGUAGUGACGGGCACAGGCGUUGAUCUUUCCGUAACCCUGACCUUGUCGCCCUCAUUGCUUGUGCCUCCAGGCACAGGUACCGUGGCCGGAACCAAUACGGUCACCAUCACCGUGACAAACGUUGGAUCCCUUGCCAGCGGUGCCUCGGUAACGGUCAAUCUCCCGCCAGGUUUAGGUAGCGCGGGUGGCUCUACGGUUAACUUUGUUAUCAGCACGCCGUUGCCGGUGGGUCAGUCCAUUGUCUUCACGACAACUUAUGUGCUGAGUGCUGCACAGACAGCCUCCCAGACUUUCACUGCGCGCGUUACCGCCUUUGGUGGAGCUGACAUAAACCCGGCGAAUGACGUGUCAAGUGUGGUCGCGGGUAUUGGCGCGAACGUCUCGGGCAUCGCUUGGAUAGACAGCAUUCGGGACGGCUCAAACUUCCGGACCUAUCAGGUCGGUGAGACCCUCCUGCCCAAUGUGCUGGUGAAACUUACCAACUCUUCGUCAGUGGUUGUUGGAACAGCCUUUACGAACAAUCUGGGUCAGUACAAGAUCAUUGGCGUUCAGCCCGGGACAGGUUACAGCCUGCAGUUCUUCAACUGCCUGACGGUUACCGAUGCCAGCACUUGUAAUGCCAUUGGCACCACUCCGAUCAACCAGGGUGCAACCACGACCAACGGUAACGCGAAUAAUGCAACUACGGUGGCUGAAACCAGCGUCAAUGGCGGCACGUUCGGCCAGGUUAUUUCCGGUGUCAGCCUCUACGCCGGCGAUAACACUGUCAGCCAGAACCUGCCGAUCGACCCGAGUGGCGUUGUUUACAACAGCCAGACGCGCGAACCCCUGAAUGGCGCAACCCUGUCUCUUUAUGGUCCAUAUGGCCCUGGCGGUUCCCUGGCGCUGGUCCCCGUUCAGAAUCUGGUGGGUGGCAUCAAUACCUGUACGUCCGGCGGAACAUGCCCGAGCGGCCAGCCGGGUGGCUAUGAGUACAUUCUGAAGAGCGUUCCGGGCUUCCCGUUCAUUGCGGGCAACUAUGUGAUUCAGGUGACGCCGCCUUCCGGGUUCUCGGCCAGCACGAUCACGCCGGGUACUUUCCCUCAAUCACCUGUGCCAGCCGGUGCCGAUAUCUUCGUGCAGAGCCAGUCAGGCCCGCCGAAGGGUGGCCAGGCAACGACGUAUUACCUGUCGUUCAAUCUUGCGGCGAACUCGGCGAACAUUUACUUCAAUCACAUUCCGCUGGAUCCUGGAACCAAACCUGUGCUUGGAGCCCUGCUGAUCAGCAAGACCGGGAACAAGACUGUUGCGGAGUUGGGUGAUUCUGUUCAGUACACCGUACGUGUGCGAAACACAACCCUGUUGCCGAUCGCCAAUGUGCAGGUUGCCGAUUCACUCCCGGCCGGAUUCCGCUACAUUCUGGGAACGUCACGCCUUGGCACUGCGACGCUGGCCAAUCCUGCCGGUGGCGUAGGCCGUGAUCUGACCUUCAGUAUUGGCACCAUCAACGGACAGGAAACUGCCGAGUUGACCUAUUUUGUCAGGCUUGGUGUCGGAUCGCAGCAAGGCGAUGGCAUCAACAGCGCACAGGCCAGAGGCGGCGGUGGCCAAGUUUCGAAUAUUGCCAAGUUCAAGGUCAACGUACAGGGUGGCGUGUUCAGCAAUGAAGGCUGUAUCACCGGCAAGGUCUACGUUGACUGCGACGGCAACGCCGUUCAGAACAAUUCAGGCGGAAGCCGUGAAGUGGGCAUCCCUGGUGUUCGCCUUGUGAUGCUGGAUGGCAGCUUCUUUAUCACCGACUCCGAAGGCAAAUACAGCGUCUGCGGCGUCAAGCCACAGACACACGUGGUCAAGGUUGACCGCACGACAUUGCCAAAGGGCUCGCGCCUUGUACCGUCCAGCAACCGGAACGCAGGUGUCGGCGACAGCCUGUUUGUAGACCUCAAGGGCGGGGAACUUGCCCGCGCGGACUUCAUCGAAGGUUCCUGCAGCCCUGAGGUCCUCGACCAGGUGAAGGCGCGCCGUGCCCAGGGAGGUGUAACGUCUCCUGAAACAGAAAAAUCCCUGCCGCUGCAAAUCCAGAAUCGCCCAGGCGAAGUGCCGCAACAAAUCCUGCCGUCCACAAGACAGCAGGACCUCCUCCCCUCAAGUCCGGGGGUUGUGCAAUGA
Molecule: messenger RNA, 2865 nt
Organism: Ostertagia ostertagi
Lineage: Eukaryota; Metazoa; Nematoda; Chromadorea; Rhabditida; Trichostrongylidae
Source: the annotation of a GenBank genome assembly